GGGAGUUGUAGUCCGCGGCGCCGCGAGCGCCAUGGCUGCGGCGCCCGGCGGGACUCUCCUUCCCAGCGCGCCCCGCGGAGCCGCGGAAGGCUCGGGGGAGCUGGCCCGGGCCGCCGCGCCUGGAGGGGGGCACGGAGCUGGGAAGGUCCGCGGGGUGCCGGGAGCCAACGAAUCAUCUCAGCACCUAAAUGAGGCAUUAAGUCUGAUCUCUUGCUGUCUGUCUGAAACUUCGCCAGGGAACACUUAACAGAAAUGGCAGAAAAGGUGAAUAACUUCCCACCGCUCCCCAAGUUUAUCCCCCUGAAGCCAUGUUUCUACCAGAAUUUCGCAGAUGAGAUACCCAUCGAUUAUCAGGCCCUGGUGAAAAGAAUCUACCACGUAUGGAUCUUUUACUGCAUCACGCUAGCAGUGAAUAUAAUUGCGUGCCUGGCCUGGUGGAUCGGAGGAGGCUCUGGGGUCAAUUUUGGCUUGGCCAUCCUCUGGUUUAUUCUCUUCAGUCCCUGCGGCUACGUCUGCUGGUUCCGACCGGCGUACAAAGCCUUUCGGUCGGACAGCUCAUUUAAUUUUAUGGCUUUUUUCUUCAUCUUCGGCGCACAGUUUGUUCUCACAGUCCUGCAGGCGAUCGGUUUCUCUGGAUGGGGAGCUUGCGGAUGGUUGGCAGCAAUUACUUUCUUUAGCACCAACGUUGCAUCUGCUGUGUUCAUGCUGUUUCCUGCCAUCAUGUUUACAGUGUCAGCGGUCACAAUGCUCAUCUGCAUUUUAAGGGUUCACAAGAUCUACCGAGGGGCUGGUGGAAGCUUUCAGAAAGCUCAGGAUGAGUGGAACAGCGGUGCAUGGAGGAACCCCCCCAGCAGGGAGGCCCAGUACAGCAAUUUUUCUGGGAACAGCCUGCCAGAGUAUCCCACAGUGCCCAACUAUCCCCCGGGAAACCAAUGGCCUUAAGCAGCAACAGCUGCAAAUUGCCUGGAUUCUCUUCUUUUUUGGUCCUUUUAUUAUUGUUAUUUGAAAAGAUCAUUUGCAUUCCCCUACACGUACCCCAGUCUUCUUGGGGACUUUCUUGUUUUUUGUCUCCUCGUCACUGCAGAAGAUAUGUGCUGUCAGCCCACGCCACCUCGGGAGCUCUGCACGGCCUUACCAGAGAGAGAGUUUUUUGUUUGUUUGUGUUGUUACCAGUAUUUGCCUUGCUGCAGACUGAGGAACCAACCGUUCACUGCCCUUGCUUGAGGAGUGCUCUCAUGACCACAUGUGAAGAAGGCUGGCUUCCCCGUGACGGUGAACACUACCAGAAUUGCUCCUUCUCCUGCCUCCCCGCUUAGUUCCCAUCACAUGCACAGCACACCGCCGAAUCGUCCGUAGUUGUAACAAACACAAUCAGAGCAUUAGUAGCAAACGGUGUUUGCUCUCCCGGAUGAAUGAUCUGGAAUUUUUCACUCUAAGGGAAAUGCAACACCUGAAUUAUCUGGUACUAGUGAUAUUGAAGGUAUCUGUAAAAUCUACAGCCUCAUUUGCUUGCAAUCUCUGGUGAAGAAUCCUUUAGAUACCAGCGCUUGCUGCGGGUGAGUGUUGUUCAGAUACUAAGUCCACAAGAGUCCUCAUUUGCCUGGCUAGAACUAUUGUUAUGAUAGAAGUCUUGCUUUCCCUGCCUCCAAAAGUUUUUGCUAGAUCUGUGUGCUGCAGAGAUGCAGAUUCAUCUAAUUGUGUUACUGAUUGCUCACAAAAAGCCUGAUUCAAAGCCCACUGGAAACGAUUGAAAAGCUGACUGCUGUUGGGCUUUGGACCUGGCUGCCUGGGUGACGUUCACCCCUUUCCAGGCAGGCAGCACGAGAUCUCUGUGCCAUCUCAAUUCCAGGUACGUGGCGUCAGGAUUUUUGUGCUGACCCAAUACAUGCCGUACUGGACACGCCUUGUCCUGUUGGGACACCUUUUUUUUCUGGGCUCCUCGCCAGUAGCUGGGUGCCAGCUAACUAUUGAUCUCAGUGCUGGGGCCCCAGUGUGGUUUGGGAGUAAUUCCAUUACAACUGAGAAAUUGAAUUCUGCCUUCUACCGACGCAGUCAGAAUCCAACCGUUCUGCAGUGAGUUGUCUCAGAAAGCUCGUUAGUCCUCGUAGCUGACGCUAGCUGUGCAGAGCUGGAAUGUGUCUGCGUCGCCAGCAGUGAUUUCCUUCCCUGUACGAGCAGGCGGAGAGACGCUCUUGCCUUUCCCCAGGAAUCAGCUGAAGAGAGGAUAAAGCUGUUGGGUGGGGAUGUUUCCCCUGAGAGCUAGCAUUUGGUCUCAUCACUCAUCUUCAUCUCAUGCAUGUACAUCAGGACUCCUGGAGCCUGAGCCAUCCCAUUCCCCUGUGUCCUAAAACGAUCCAAGCAGCAAAGGCUGCAGUCUUUUCCUUUCCUUCAACAGCCUGCUAUGAACUUUCUCAGACCUGUUAAAACUGGGAGGUCAGUUCCCAAUAUUUGUAGAGUUGAGUGUUCAAUGGUUGCAGCUCUGGGAAUUUCAAUGGACAGUGAAGGACAGAGUGCUCCAGUCUGGAGACUUGAGAGGUGUGGGGCACCCUGAGAGUCAGGCCCAAAGCCUGGCCAGUUGUAGGAGGUGACGCCAGAGGUGUUACACUGGAAGUGGAGUCACUCCACGUCCACACUAAAUAACUGGAAAGCAAAAUUGGCUCCUGGAAAGGGACAGGGAGGUUGUCCUUGCUAGGUGGAACUGAUUUGCAAGUGAUCUUUUGAAAACUGUCUCUACACGUGCCUUAUCUAAUAAAACAUUAGUCCAUGAAGGAGAACUUUUCCUUCCCCAUCCCCCCGGCAAAACUUCCCAUUCCCUCUCUUAACUUUUCCCGUGUCAUCCUGUAAAUACUAAGUGAAGUACAGCUUGGAGUCUGCAUGACACCUUUGUUACUAGGGCCAAAGCAAAAGCAAACAUUAAUGGGAGGUCAGAGCCUCCUCGAACUUCAGUUUACAAGCAACACUGACCCCCUGCUGCAGAGCCAGCCUUUUGCUGGCUCUGCCUCCUGCUCCAAACACAAGGUGUUUUGUUUUUUUUUUUCUUGCGAAUGUGCAAUGUGCUUCGAAGUACAAAUGCUUGAUGCCUUCUUAAUAGAAUACGACCCGGUCGUGUUGUCAAGCUUUUAGGUGCCUUUGUCUUGUGUCAAGUGAAAUUUUAAGUGUUCUUUGUUGCUUGCUAUCAGAGAGUGAUAAAAGAACUGCCUGUCGAUGAACUCCCUGGAAAUACGAUUGCACAGCGGGGGAGCGAGGUGAGGUGAACGGGGCCGCACUCGAGGGUGGCCGUGCUUGGGGGGCCCAGACACAGGGUACCCAUGCAAUGCUCUCCUCUGGCUCUGACCCCUGCCAUCCUCAGCCUUUUGCCAAUUUUUUUUCAGCAGUAAUUGUAGUCUUUCUUUUUUUAGUGUUUCAGGUUGGAGAUUUCAGUUGAACCAAGAGGAGAAGCGUUGCCAGGGGACUCUUGAGUCUGGCUUCUCUUUUUCCCCUUGGAUAACCCGGGGGUCUCUUUUACAGCACCCAUGCUCACAUUUCCAACCUUCUUGAUGGGUGUGUACUUAGCAGCCUGCAAACCAAAAUGGUUGGAGGCAGACAGCAGUAUCAUGAUCCAUUAGCAAACACUGCCUGAGAUUUCCUAAGAGCUUAAAUGAAACCUCCCUGGACGGGAGCUGCCAUCUCCAAACACAUCGCCCCCCUCCAUCCUCUUAGAUGCCAGAAACCGUAAUUCCAGAAAGUUGACUCAACGCGCUGCCUGAACUGCUGUGGCUUUUUUUUUUCCGACUCCUCUGUAUGUUUUUUAAUGUUUACAUUAGAUUCCUAAGAUUCUUUAACACCAUUAACCUGGACCUGGCUCCCGGUUUCGUUCGGCAUCAUGCGGCAUGUACGUGUGCGAUGUUCCGUGUCACUUGUGGGGCUCUGGUUUUUGUUUGUGUUUUUCUUCUGAUCACAAGACAAUAAAUGCUCAUCCUGCACUUGAUGAGAAGAACUGCCUGCA
Molecule: messenger RNA, 3985 nt
Organism: Oxyura jamaicensis (ruddy duck)
Lineage: Eukaryota; Metazoa; Chordata; Aves; Anseriformes; Anatidae
Gene: SCAMP4
Product: secretory carrier membrane protein 4
Exons: 8
Coding region: 253-942 (229 amino acids)
Biological process (GO): protein transport
Cellular component (GO): trans-Golgi network membrane; recycling endosome membrane
Source: RefSeq, a predicted model, not a curated record